Molecule: messenger RNA, 1776 nt
Organism: Macadamia integrifolia
Lineage: Eukaryota; Viridiplantae; Streptophyta; Magnoliopsida; Proteales; Proteaceae
Product: putative disease resistance RPP13-like protein 1
Exons: 2
Coding region: 1-1776 (591 amino acids)
Biological process (GO): defense response to other organism
Molecular function (GO): ADP binding
Source: RefSeq, a predicted model, not a curated record
AUGGAAAGAAGUAGCGAUGACAUAAUUGUAUCCCUUCUUGUAUCAGUCUUGCUUGACAAAUUAUCUUCACAAGCAUUAAAGGAUUUUGGAUCUGUAUGGUGCGUGCAAAGUGCUUUACGUGAACUCUCAGAUGUUCUUGGAAAUAUUCAACAACUGCUCAAGUUUGCAGAGCAAGCUCAAACAAAUAAUCUCUUGGUGAAACGCUGCCUCAGGAAUCUCAGAGAUGUUGCUUACCAAGCUCAGGACAUAAUGGAUGAGUUCAUUUAUGAAGCUCUCAAACUAGUGGAGAUUGAGAAGAAACUUGAAGAUCACUAUCUCAGAGAGUCAGCAAAUUGGAAAUCACAUGGUGUAAAUGAUGAAAUAGAUUCUAGGCCAAAGAGUGGUUCUCUAGUUGAUGAGUCUUUUACUUUUGGGAGGAAGAAAGAGCAAGAUGAAAUUAAAAAGUUGUUGUUGUCAUAUCCAGAAAGUCAAAAACAGGUUUCUGUAAUUGCCAUUGUUGGAUUGGGGGCUGUAGGCAAGACUACUCUAGCCCAGCUUGUCUAUAAUGAUCCUGAUGUAGAGAAACAUUUUGAAAGCAGAGCUUGGGCUUGCGUGUCUACUGAUUUUAAUGUUGUGAGAUUGACCUCUGCAAUUCUAGAGUCCUUGAUUGGGAGAAAUCCUAAAUUGAGCAACCAAGAACCACUUCAACGUAAGUUGAGAGAGGAAUUAAGGGGGAAGCGAUUUUUAAUCGUCUUAGAUGAUGUUUGGACUGAAAAGGAUAACGAUUGGAAAGAUCUGACAGUAGCAUUCAUGGCGGCAGGUGAAGGAAGUAGAAUAAUAGUAACUACUCGAAGUAGGAGAGUUUCUUCAAUAAUGCAUCCCAUGUAUACCCAUGAUCUACAGAUUUUAACUGAUGAAGAGUGUUGGUCAAUAAUGGAAAGGGGCAUAUCUAUGGAUUAUGAUUCUAUUGCUCCCAAUCUGGAAAAAGUGGGUAGGAACAUUGCAAAGAAGUGCAAAGGAUUGCCCUUGGCAGCAAGUACCCUUGCAGGCCUUUUAAGCUCUAGUUCAGAUUUAAACCAUUGGCAACAAGUGUUGAAUAGUUCCUUGUGGGACUUAUUAGAAGAGAGUAAUUUGCCAACUGCUCUAAGUCUAAGCUACUAUUUUCUUCCCACAUAUUUGAAGCAGUGUUUUGUUUAUUGUUCUUUAUUUCCUAAAGAUUAUAAAUUCAAUAAACAACAUCUCAUCCAAAUAGCAGAAGGAUUUAUUAGAUCAAACACUACAAGAAUGGAAGAAAAAGGUAGUCAAUAUUUUGAUGAUUUGCUGCAUAGGUCUUUCUUCCAGCAUUGCCAUAGAGAUUACACAUUUGUAAUGCAUGACCUUGUACAUGAUUUAGCAAAAGCAGUGUCAGGAGAGGUGUAUGGUAGAUUUGAGUUUGGGGAAUCAUGCCAUAGCUCUUCUAAAGAGACCCGUUAUUUGUCCAUUUGUUGUACGAAACACAUGUUUGAUCUGGAAAAAAAUCAAGGUCAUGACAAGAGGUUAUCCACAUUGAUCACCCUGAAGGGGUAUGGUUGUUAUUUGCACAAUGAUAACACUACUGAAUCCUUCGAAGGACUGAGAUACCUUCGUGUCUUAGAUUUGUGUCAUUCUUGUAUUUGUAUGCUUCCCAAUGAUAAAGGCAACUUGAAAUACCUACACUAUAUUAACCUCUCUUAUGUGUCAGACAUUAAACGAUUACCUGAGUCAUUGUGUGAUCUUCACAAUCUACAGUCACUGAUACUCCGUGAUUCGGGAAUAUGA